AGGUUGUGACUGCUUUAGGACAUACUUGGCAUCCCGAGCACUUUGCCUGUGCCCACUGCCACACACUGAUUGGCAGCACUAACUUCUUUGAGAAGGACGGCCACCCAUAUUGUGAACGAGAUUAUUUUGCAUUACAUGCUCCACGAUGCGCAAUGUGUGACUCGCCCAUCAUGAAGGUAACCAUGUUUUGUGUAUGGAAAAAACAUCAGUCUGUACUCUCCCUUACAGCAGUAUUACUCUCCUUUCAUUUCUUUAUAUUCUUUAAUCUUAUCCACUCCUUGUUCAUUGUAUACCCAAUUAAAAUCCUCUUGUACCUCCACUGUGAGUGCAGGUUUACCAUGAUGUCCAUUCUUUUCAUUAUUCCUGGUACCUAGAAUCACCUUUCACUAGCAGGCAGUAAUUAAUUUAAACAUGCACCUCACUAAAAGUGAAGUUAGUAUAUGGACUCUCCUUCCAGUAGAAAUGGCAGAAGUUAACAGUACAGAAAUUAAAAUAAUCUUGGGCUAAUGGGAUCAUAAACAAGAUGUCCAUCGUUAUAAUUACUAUAAAAUAUAUAUUAAACAAAUUUGCUAACGUUCUUAAUCCAACAGGUUCGGAGUCACAUUCCAUGAGCUGUGUGGCUUUCUAGUUAAAUCAAAGCACCCUUUCUUCAUUUCUAUUACAUCUUCCUUCACAUAAUCUUCCCUCUUUAUUCCUGCUUUUCCAGAAUAUGGUUACGGCACUUGGUCUCACUUGGCAUCCAGAGCAUUUUUGUUGCAAAAUAUGCAGAAAACAAAUUGGUGAAGAAGGUAAGUAGCAUAUCUGCCUCGGACACACAGUCUCUCUGUCCCCUCUUACUCUAGUUAAUCUAUGUGACAUAUCCUGGAUAAGCCCUCUAUAGAAAAUCAGAUUAAAUAUACGAAUAAGCCGACUCUAUCUCCCAAUGAACAAUGGACUAACUCUAAACAGAUUAUUCUACGAGCAGUAUAACUCUCUCCAGAAAUACCUCCUUUUAUAUCAUCUUAAUAACCCAGACUGCUCUUUAUCUGAUCUUUUGCUUGAUGACCCAGUCCUUGCCAGGGUGGUAGUAAGUAGAGAUUUUUUUUUCAUGGGGGUUUCAAGGGGACUGUGGACCUUUAGUCAACCAAAUGGAAAGAGGGGAGGAGCUGUUAUCAUUUGUUGGAUGGACAAUAGCAUGUCUACCCCCACACCUGUUUAAUUAAUUAGAGCUGCCAGCUGGCAAAUAGAUCUUAAAAUAUCAUUGGCUUGAGCAAUCUACUGGAUGCAUGCAAGCUGAAUUUUAGUAAUAUGGGUGCUUUGUGAAUCUUCCAAAUCCUACGCUUCUUUUAGUAUUCGGAUAUGAAAGCUCAGAUUUUAAUCCACAAACCGAAUGCAUGUGGGCGAUUUCUGCAGAUAUGCUUGGGGAGACCGAAUUCAGACUAUAUUUGAUUUUAGCAAAUAUGAGCAUUGCCAUUUCUAUCGGAAUUCAAUCAUUUUCACAGGAUCCUAUGUCUAGUGAACAACCCCGUAUGUGUUUAUAUUCAAAAAAGCAGAGUUUGGAAUAGGAGAAGAGUAGGUCAGGAAGAGAGUCCAGUUAAUCAGUGGUAUAUGAAACAAAUACAAAAAAUAGAUAACCACGUCUAGAACACAAUAAUGCCCAUAAGUGGAGUCACAUAUAGAUCAUAUAUACGUACUAUUUUUUAUGGGAUCUUUGGCUGUUAUACAGUGUAUGAUAUCUCAAAAAGAAAGGAGAAAAAAAAGAGAGAUAAUAAUAGUGCAGUAUGUCUUUAACACGGUGAAAUAGAGUGCUAUAACAAAAAUUAACUCACAAUUUACAGAGCUACAAAGAGCUCUGCUAUAUUGGGUGUAGAUGGUACAAUCCCUGUCACAGGUUAUAUUUUCAGCUGCAGACUUUGGCAGUGUCUUGGAUAUGUGGAAACAAAAAUAGGGAUAUCCAGUAGUGCAAUAUGUAUAUCAAAGUGACUGUGCAUAUACAAAAGGAUAGGUGUCUUAUUCACAUGAACUAGACCAUGGAUUUGCUCUAGUAUAUAGCACAAUGGUGGUGGUAUAAUCCAAAUGGAGACAGAGACAAGACAGAGCCACACUUGACACUUCUGAUGAAACCUCCAGGGUGAAAUCAGUAAAGUGUCGUUCUGGCUUCCAUUUGGAUUGCUUUUGAUUCUAUACAUAUUUUUUUAUUCUUUAUUUUUGUUGUGUAUGCAUUAUGCAUUAACAACAUGCUUGGAUAGCCACAACAGCUAUAACAAGCUCAGUAGCAAUAGAGUAUAACAAAAACAUGGCAUAUUGAGUAACGACACAAUAUUUAAAAAUAGUAAAGAUUAUUCGCAGAAUAUAACAACGUAGGGUUAGUGUUUAUGUGUGAAAAGAGUGGUUUCUGAUACGGUCGUAGAGUUAGGUUUGGCAUAUGUGCUUGUGGUCUGGGUGCCUGGUCCAGCUAGGGUUAACCCAUUUUUUUUUUAUAAACAUUGUUUCAGAGAAACUGCUAUGUUUAUAAAUAGGUUAAUCCAACCUAAAAAAGCCUCUAGUGGCUGUCUCAUUGACAGCCGCUAGAGGCGUUUGCGUGCUUCUCACUGUGAAAAUCACAGCGAAAAGAAGCAAGUAUCCAUAGGAAAGCAUUAUGAAUGCUGGCUGAAUGCGCGCGCAGCUCCUGCCGCGCAUGCGCAUUCAGCCGAAGAGGAGAAGAGGCGGAGAGGAGGAGGAGAGCUCCCCGCCCGGCGCUGGACAAAGGUAAGAUUUUAACCCCUUCCUCUCUGUAACGGAGCUCCCUGUACUCCGACCGAGUACCCUCCGUUGACAGAUGCUCCUAGCGCUUCCUGAGGACUCCAAGCACUGCAGCAGACACUGCAACCACCGCAGACUCCGCAACUGCCGGAUCUUGACUGGAGUCUUGCCGUCUUCCUUCCACCCUGGAUCAGCUUCUGUCCUCCAGGACUGUGUGGUGAAGACCCCUCCUCCAAGGAGAGCACGUCAGGAACAAGCUCUUAAAAGAGCUAAGUGACUCAAGCUCAGGGGAGCAUGCAGAGCAUAGAAAUCCCCAGUGUGAUUAUAACAGCUCCCUCCAAUAACGAGACAAGGCUACGUAUAGAGGGAUCAAGAAGAACUGUCAAAACCUUUAUUUCCCUUGGGACCAGCCAAUCGGGUCACCACAAUAACAUUGUUGUGAAACCUCAAUAAAAUCACAAACAGUCAAACCAUAUCAAACAACACACAGUGACUUAUCACAACACAAUGGCACAUUUUUAAAGGGGUGGGGGGAGACAAUAUUUAACAGUAAAUAUCUCACCUGCCUGCAGAAUUAGCAAUAUGCAAAUCUACCCGAAUAUGCAAAUGAACCAGUCUUGCAAUUCAGGUAGUGCAUAUUGCUGUUGCUACCAACAGAGGGCACUAGACAAGCUCCAUAGCCAAACCCACCUAGUUGGUAGCAAACCUCAGCAAUACAAGAGAGCAGGCAAUACAUUACACAGUACACACACACACUAUAAACAAUUACAUUACACACACCCUGCACCUAUAAUGGGUACAGGGUGACUAAAACAUAAGAUAAAUAAAGCAGCCUACAUAAAUAGUCUGUCUGAAGGUAGACUAGGGGCUUUAAAGCCAGAUACAUAAAAGAGUCAUAGUCACAGGGGAGGAGGCUGGCAAGUAGGCCUCUCCAGGACCAAGUGGCGAAGGGCACUUCGUCACAUAUCUCCCCUUCGGGGGGAAGACUAACCAGGCACCUGACUUUCUGUCGGUCAGUGCCUAAGUUAGUCGAGUCACCCACCGACCAUAAGCAAGUGCCAGAGUAGCCCACCCACAACAAACAGUUAUUAGAGCAGCCCACCCACAGCAAACAGUGACUGCACCUGGGUAUUCCUCUGGGGUGAUGGGGCAACACGCUGUGGGGACUUGAGGGGCAGAGGCCAGCGGCGCUCUGCCCUGAUGCCAGCGCUUCUGCUGGGAGGAGGGGGGUGCAGGCCAGUCCUGUGACAAGGGGAUCGGUAGGGCAGAGGCCAGCGGCGGUCUGCCCUGAUGCCAGCUCUUCUGCUGGUAUAGCCUGCAGGACAUCAGGCUCUGGACAAGGGACAAAGGGAGGGCAGAGGCCGACUGCACUCUGCCCAGCUGCCAGCUCUUCCGCUGGGGGGCUUGGGACAUAGUCCGGCUCAGUAGCCAGGGGAACGUGGGGGUCAGUGGGGGUUAACAUCUCCCCUGUUAACCCUGGGGCCAAGUUAGGAGUUAGCUGGGGAGGGGAAUUCGUACUUACCCCCUCCUCCUGUUGUCCCUGUGAGGGUAGUUGGGGAUCUGGACAGGCUGUCCAGCAUCCCUGUAGGUCGGGCACAGAGACCACGGUCCCCUCUGCGCCAUCUGGGAGAUUGGUGUCUCCCCUUGGUAGGGUAAGCUGCCGCUGGGGAGAUAGGGUGCUGUGCUCCUCUCCCUGAAACACAGGCUGCCGCUGGAGAGGGAGACCGCCUGUCUCCACUCCCAUAACAUUGUCCUGCUGCUGGAGAGAGAGACCAACUGUCUCUGCUCCCUGUAGGACACACUGCUGCUAGGGAGGAAGGACGACACCUUCGGCUCCCUGUAACUUGCACUGCCGCUGGGGAGGAAGGACGACACCUUCGGCUCCCUGUAAUUUGCACUGCCGCUGGGGAGAGAGACCAACUGUCUCUGCUCCCUGUAGGACACACUGCCGCUGGGGGGGAAGGACGACACGUUCGGCCCCCUGGAAUUCGCACUGCCGCUGGGGAGUUAGGACGACACCUUCGGCUCCCUGUAACUUGCACUGCCGCUGGGGAGGAAGGACGACACCUUCGGCUCCCUGUAACUUGCACUGCCGCUGGGGAGGAAGGACGACACCUUUGGCUCCCUGUAACUUGCACUGCCACUGAGACUAGGUGUCCAUAUCCUCAACCUCCACAGUUGUCGCUCAAAGGCCAUUGCCGCACUGUUCUCAGCACUCAACUGGCGCAUUACUUGGUGGACCACCUCGUUCGAAAGGUCGGGGCCAUAGCAGACUCUUUACCUCCUCAAUGUAAGCGUCGUCCUCGUAGCGACGUAUCAUGUUGAGGUGCUCUUCGCAGGGCUCUAUCCAUCCCUGCUCCAUGCUGCUGUAGUUAGGGACGCUGCACAGUGGCUAGCGUUGCCCUCAAUAACCUCUCAUACGAUACCAGUGUCUCCGAGCUGCUUCUCCUCGCACUAGGACGCCAUCCCACCGCUGCCACCAAUGUAACGGAGCUCCCUGUACUCCGACCGAGUACCCUCCGUUUGACGGAUGCUCCUAGCGCUUCCUGAGGACUCCAAGCACUGCAGCCUCUCCAGGACCAAGUGGCGAAGGGCACUUCGUCACACUCUCCACAGAGCCUGGCGGGAGGGGGACCCUGAGGGUGGGGGCACCCUCAGGGCACUAUAGUGCCAGGAAAACUAGUAUGUUUUCCUGGCACUAUAGUGGUCCUUUAACAGAGGAUAUCGACGUGUAGCCUGGUGUGGUAUUUGAGCAGCUCCUUGUCAGUGACCACAUUGUGAGGUAGUCGGAGUGGAGCUGGGGGGGAGUAGGUAGUGAAAGGAUCCAGCGUGUCCGAGUUAUGCCCAGUGUCGGCAGAAGGGGACCGCCCUGUAACGCUCCUGCUGUGUGCGUGCAGGAAACUCUGGGUUAUACAGCCCUAGAGGCCUAUGCAUGGAAGACAACAUAUAAUGUAAAAUAGUUUGGAUAGAAAGGAGAACAAGGGUGAAAAAAAAAAAAAACAAACGGCAAAAUAAAAACAGCAGUCCUGGUUCAGGUGGUCUCCAUUCCUGGUGCGCCCCUGGAGGCUGGAACAAACGGGACAAUAUUGGUUGGAUCCCAAGUAGUAGUGGUCGAGGAGGUUAUGAGACCCGUAGCUGCCAGGACAGUGUCCAUCUCUGCGAUGUCUGUCGCUUUAUAUUCCUAGCCCUGGUGUUGCAUGAGGAGUACGUGCGAUGGUCCCCGACGGUAUGUCACUCCUUUGGCUGUUAGUGUCGCUGUAAGUGGUCGAAGAGACUUUCGCCAUUGCAGGGUUGUGCAUGAAAGAUCAGAGUAGAACGUUAAGUCCAUGUCUUCGAAGCGGUAGGGAUUCUUCCCCUUGAUGGCACCCAUAAAAGCAGCCUUAUCAUGCCCGUUUUGAAAUUUGACCAGGAGUUGCAGAGCUUGUGAGUUGUGGUGGUUUGGGCAGGCGGAACAUGCCAUCCAGCUGUAUCCCUUAGCUUGCUAUGGGGACAGGAGGGCCGCAAAUAGCCUUCUCAGUAGGUGGGGAAGUUCAGCUGGGGAUACAGCUUCGGAGAGGCCUCUUAUUUUGAUGUGGUUCCAUCUUCUCUUGUCCUCCAUAGCUGCUAGUUGGUGGGUGAUUGUAGUGUGAGCUGAGGAAAGGUCUUGGACCUUAUUCUGGAGCUCUGUCAAUUGUGCUGCCUGUGUCUCAGUGGUUUGCUCCACUGCUGAGAGGCGAUCAGUGAACCCCUUGACAUUCUCCCUUAACUGGGAGAUCUCCAUGAAGAGUGACUGGCAAAGGUCGGACAGGAGAGAGGUAAGUAUCUCCGUAGUUACUGGGAGACCCGCCAUCGGUUGGGUGGGUUUGGAGGGCCCUUUAUAGACCAAUGUCUCAGGGCAGUGAAGGGACAUGUCAUCCGAGCUCUCUGAGUACUCUUCGAAGCCAUGUUGGGUCCCGUCGCGCCAAGCGGCCUCUUCAACAGGUUGCCUAUAUCUUCUGUGUACCGUGGGCAAUUUGGACACAGCUUUUUUGUUCUCCUCCCCGACUGCCAAGUGAUGGGGUGAUUUAUGAGGCUGAUUUUGGGCCUUUUAGGGCUGCCGUAGGUGUGCGACUGUUCAUGCCGAGAGCUGGAUCCGCCCUCUAUAUUUUAUAUAUAUAUAUAUAUAUAUAUAUUCUGUUUACCAUAAUAAAAUGAAUCCUUUUAAAUAUAAAUUUAAUUUAUUUUGAAUUAUUUUUUUUAAUUUUUUUCUUGGCUUCCUGAAUCACAUAUAUCCCAGGUGGGGAUUAUACCACCGCUGCGCUAAAUACUAUAGCAAAUCCAUGGUCUAGUUCAUGUGAGUAAGAUACCAAUCCUUUUGUAAAUGCACAGUCACUUUGAUAUACAUAUUGCACUACUGGAUAGCCCUAUUUUUGUUUCCACAUAUCCAAGACACUGCCAAAGUCUGCAGCUGAAAAUAUAUCCUGUAACAGGGAUUGUACCAUCUAUGCCCAAUACAGCAGAGCUCUUUGUAGCUCUGUAAAUUGUGAGUUAAUUUUUGUUACUGUGUUAAAGACAUACUGCGCUAUUAUUUAUUUAUUUUAUUUUUUAUUUUAUUUUUUUGUAAUUCUUUAUUUUGAUUGUGCACAGGAUGAACAAACAGCCGGCGUGCGCCACAACAGCGACAUCCCGUAGAAUAGGUGAACAUUGGUAUUACAUGUCAUGGCAUUCGAUGUACAGGCACAUUUUUAUAAUAUUAAUAUGAUCUCUAGUACAGUAGUUUAGGUUCACGUUUGGUGUUGAAUAUGUUAGCAUAAUGCACAUGUCAUGGAGAAAUAGGUAGAGGAGAGACAUAGGAGGAGAGCAUGGCUUGUACAGAGAACGUACAUAUAAGAUUAUUCUGCUAUGCUCCUGCUAGGCUGAUUGACGUGGUGGUGUUACAUCUUGCUUGUCUGCCUAUGCGGUAGCACAUUUCUAUGAUUGUAUAGGCUUAAUCAGUGUAGACUAUGCUUGCUAAAUAGGGGUCAGUUGGCAAAUUGAUAUCAUACAGGCAUCUAAAACACCUUACGUGGGCAACAGGCCUAAAACAAACAUAAAAACAUUAGGUAUGCCCUGGGGACCUGUUAGGUAUCAGAGGAAAACAUGCUUAUAGUGUGGGGACACCCGCAAUCCCAGCGUCAGGCAGCUGCGUACUAAUGCAUAUUGUAGGUAUAUAGGGCAUUUAGCACCCUCAGUGAGGGCAAGGAUGUGAUUUAGUCAUUCCCAUUCAGAGUCCGCAAUAUGGAGGAAGAAAGCUGGGAAGUCCCCUUAUGGCAAAAAGUUCGCCUCAGCCCAUACCCUCUAGCCGUUUGGUGUCAUCCUGUUGCGGUCUGGCUGGCAAAUGUCGCAGUGCUGCCUUGGAGAUGUGGAGUGGUGUUGUGCACUUUGCUGCCGCCGUCCGGGGAUGCCCCAGGGAUUAGCUGCUGGGUCUGAUUAGUUGCUUCUGUGUCGGCUGGCAGCUUCUCCCACCUCUUUGCUGAGUGUGCUCCCAGGGACCACGGUAACCUUUGUCAGGUUGAUGUUGAUGUGGUGUGUUGCUGUGUUCCCAGCGUUUAGGCUGCCACUAGCAGGUAUGUAGGGCCUGCCUCGGAUUUGCAGGGAUUGUAUCCCUCCUGUGGCUGAAGGUGCUAGGCAAGUGGGCAGUUCCAUGGCUCCCACCAUUUUAUUUUCGCUUGUGUCUUGAGCUGCAUUUUGGCAGUACGUUGGGGCUUGAAGAUCUCUGUUGCGAUGGGGGACGCAGGGUGUAGGCCAGGAACACCCCCGCCGGCCCAGAGGGGGGGUGAACAGGGCCCGGUGUGCUCAGCUGAGGGAGUCUGGCUGGAUGCCAUUGGGCAGGAUAGCGGGGCAGCGGCCGUCCGCCCGCUCACCGCCUGAGUAGGCCUCAUCCCGAGAGGAUGAUGUACAACUCUCCGAGGGACUAAAACUUUUAUAGCAAACCUCUCCCCGGGUCCAGUGCUUCCUCAUGUGUCAGCUCGCCGCUUUAGGUCGUCUAGCGGGUUCAGAUGUUUCUUUUUCUAAGCUUAAAAGUCGGGUAAUUGUAGGAGCUGUUUUUCCCUGCGGCCAGCCUGCAUGGCGGUCAGGCCCCGCCCAUACUGCACUAUUAUUGUCUCUCUUUUUCCUCCUUUCUUUUUGAUAUAUAAUACACUGUAUAAUAGCCAAAGAUCCCAUAAAAAAUAGUACGUAUAUAUGAUCUAUAUGUGACUUAUGGGCAUUAUUGUGUUCUAGGUGCGGUUACCUAUUUUUUGUAUUUGUUUCCUAUCUUGAUUCCUACAAAGUUUUAGGGAAACCUUUUAAGAUUGACUGCCGCAAUUAAAUUAUAUAGUGAGCAUCUAAUUUCUGUGUUUUUCUACUCAGUGGUAUAUGUAUACGCAUUUUUUUUUCUUUUUGAUAUUGGUCAUUUUUGCCAGGUCAUUGACCUUGUAUGUAAUUUAUACGUUUAUUUCAAUACAAGGUCCAAUGUGAAAUAAAUAAAUAGACAAAAAAAAAUCACUGAUUGUGGUGGUGACCUUUAUAAUGCAAUAUAAAUUACUACACCAGGGUAUAAUAAAAUCACUUUACACAUAUGUAGAAAGAAUAAAUCAAAAUAUAUAAAAAAAAUAAGAAAGAUUAUAAAAUUACAAAUAGAAAAUCAAACCUUAUUGUAAAAAGACAUCACAUAAGUUUAUGUAAUUCAAAAUCUAUAUUAAAACCGUGGUUCGAUGUCUUAGAUUCUCAAAAUUCCUCCUAAUGUUACCUCUAUGAUUAGCAAUUCUAGUUUUAAUGCUCUGGUACCUGCUUGGGCAAGUAAGCAUAUAAAUAUUUUUUUUGCAUUGCGAGUAAUUAGCGACUUCACUCACUAAAUUGAGAAUUGUCAUGAAAUCAAAGUAAUUUGACAUUGAAUGCUUAAAUAGCUUAAUUUAAAAAAAUUCCACAAGUCAGCUAUACUUCGUUUGACCACCAUGGCCUUUAAUUCAAAAUUCCCUCUGAAUUCCCGAUCAUUGUCAUUUUAAUGAAUUUCCUGCUAAACUUCCUGUUGUAAGCAUCAGAGGUGUCGUUUUUACAUUUCUGUGGGUUCAUUUUAGUAAUCUUACAUGCCACACUAUCCCCACAUCUAGAGAAAAACCUAGCUGAUAAAUUAUUUUUCCUAAUAUUGUUUUAAAAGUUUAAUUGUGUAAUUUUUUUUAUAAUUUUGGAUAUUUUAAUAUUUUGAAAAAAACUUUUUUUAUUAAUACUGUAAAGUCUUCUUGAAAAUAAUAGAGACCAAAUAUGUGAAAAUAUAUUUCCAUGUAUUUCAUGACCAUUUGCAGUAAUUACUAUUAAAGACCGAAUUUAGUUUUAUAUCUCACUGGGAAGUAAAGUAAAGAACGAAUAAAUCUCAGGUUGAACAAUCUGUGUUUCUUUUUGUGUUUUGCGGCAGGGUUCCACGAGAAAGAUGGCGUUCAGUACUGCGCAGAUGAUUAUUUCCGUCUUUUUGGCGCUGUGUGUGCCGGCUGCACCGAGCCGGUGAUGGAGAGCUACAUAUCAGCACUUGGUGGUCUGUGGCAUCCACACUGCUUUGUGUGUAAUGUGAGUGUCACAUCCUAACAUGCUGGCUGUGUGAUUGCUUGACAAAAACAACAUCUGGAGAAUCACAGACAAAUUACCACGGCCACAGACUUGAGAUAUUUCUUGUUAUUCAGAAUGCACUCACUGUAUUUUCAGAUCACAUAAACACCACAGUCAUUCCUUGUGGCGAACAGAGAGAUAUUAUUAAAUAUAAAUGACUACAGGCAGAGGAAUUUAAAUCCAGAGCAGACUAAUAGGAGGGGGUGGGCCGAUAUAGGGGGCAUGUUAUCACCAAUGACACAUUCUCCCAAGGACGGCAUGUCAGUUUGAUGCCCCUCCUGGGCAGCCCCUGCGCAGAGCUCAUGGAGAAAAUGCCAUGUGUUUGUUUAGGGCAGCACAGGCGAAUGUAUUGACAUGCUUGUUGUGCAUUUGCUGGUGAAUUGUCUCUGGUGUCCCCAUAAGUGGAAUAACAGAGAACAAAAGAAGGAUAGGGCUAGGAGUUGUGUGUGUGAGGCUGCCUGGGUGUUGCAUGCAUUUGGAGGAUUUGUGUGUAGUGGGGGAUUUCGGCUGGUGGCAUUGCAUGUGUGUAUGGGGCUGUUUUCAGUGUAGUGUGUAUGUAUAGUAGCUGUAAUGUGUUUGGGGGAUGCAGACUGUAUGAAAAUAGUGUAUGGAAGUAAGAUAGCUGUAGUGUGUAUGGGGGAUCAGAGCUGUAGUCGGUGGGGGUGAUGGGGCUGUAGUGUGUAGAAGAGAGGUGGCUGUUGUGGGUGGGGGUAAUGGGGGCUGUACUGUAUGGGUGGGGAUGAUGAGAGCCAGUGGCAUAACUGCCAUGGCCUCAGGGGUCACAGCUGCGACUGGGCCUGUCACUCCGGGCGGGGAGGGAAGAUGAGGCAGGCACCUGGUGGCAAGGGAGGCUGAUCUUGCAGUUCCUUACUCCUCCCUCGUGCCCUGUGUGAUAUAUAUAAGACAUCAUUCUGGCCUCGGCAUACUAAACUGCGUGCCGGAGGAGUGAGGACCUGUCACAGCACAGCUCCACACCGGACCCCAGGGAGAGGUAGGCAGGCUGGAUGGUGCUCAAUUAAAUCCAUGUGUGAGAGACUGCAAGAAUGUGUAUGUGCCUGUCAGUGAGAGUAUGUCAGUGUGUGUGUGUCUGUCUGUCAGUGUGUGUGUCUGUCAGUGAGUGUAUGUGUCUUUCAGUGAGUGUGUCUGUCAGUGAGUGUGUGUCUUUCAGAGUGUGUGUGUCUUUCAGAGUGUGUGUGUGUCUGUCAGUGAGUGUCUGUGUGUAUCUGUCAGUGUGUGUGUGUCUGUCAGUAUAGCGGACUCGGGGUAACCCAAAUGGUUACCUCCACUAUUUUCCCUCUCAGCCAGACUGGAACCUUGUGUGAUUAUGCUCGUAUCCCCCCCAGUAACUAGACGAGGCAUAGUUCUGGGAGUCAUCUGGUUUAUUCAGGCACAAAUGCUCAAUUUAUACACAGACUCCCAGCAUGGAGUCUCCAUACAAGAGUAUAGCAAGCCACUCCCUGGCGUCCCUGUGUUUGGGAGAUAAUUGAGUCAAACAACUGUAACUCAAUUAUCUCUCAGUUACAGGGAAACAUACAAAAUAUGUAUACAAUCCCCCAAAAGUAUCCACAGGAACCCCACAAGUAUCCCGGAUAGCCCAGAUCCGAGCACCCAAGUUGUCCAAAUAUUGCUCAGAUCCGUUUGGCCACCGGGGUAAAUUUCUGACCGGCCGGCCAAGAGGUUGAAGCCCAAAAUAGUUUCAUAGAAAGUAGGGCAAUGGCUGGUCUCCGAUCAGGGUUUCCUGUGCGAUCAUUAUUUCAAGAUAGUGACUUGCUUCUAGGGAGCGACCCCUGGUUGAUAGUCUCUUUCUCCAGAAAAGCGCUCUCCUAGCUGGUUGGGGCACGGAGCAAGUAGCAGUAGAAUUUCUCCAAAGUUCACGAGGUCGUCAAUCCAAAAAGGGUUCCAGGUGUUCAGGAGAGAAAAUGGCCACCAGUCCUUCGACCAAGUGCGUUUGGUUAUGUGAAAUUCCACCCAGGGGAAGCACUACUUAAUAGUUUAUUUUGGAGAGACACAUGGAGGGGUUCGGGGAGGUAGGAGAAACACAUGGAGGGGUUGGGCAGGUGGGAGAGAUGCAUGGGGGGGCCCAAGGGCAAUUUUCACACAGGGGCCUGUUUUUUUCUAGUUACGUCUCUGAUGAGAGCUGUAGUGUAUGGGGAUAAGGGCUGUAGUGUGUGGAAUGGAGAUAGCUGUAGUGGGUGAGGGUGAUGGGAGAUGUAGUGUCUGGGAUGAUAGGGACUGUAGUAUAUGGAAGGGAGAUGGCUGAUGGUGGCUGUAGUGUAUAGGGGAUAGGCGCUGUAGAUUGUGGAAGGGCUGUAGUGGGUGGUGGUGAUUAGAGCUGUAGUGUCUGGGGGGGAUAGGGGCUAUAGAGUGUGGAAGGGAGGUGACUGUAGUGGAUGGGGGCUGUAGUGUGUGGAAGGGAGGUGGCUGUAGUGGGUGGUGGUGAUUAGAGCUGUUGUGUCUGGGGGAUAUGGGUUUUAGUGUGUAUCGAGAGGGAGGAGGCUGUAGUAGGUGGCGGUAAUGGGGCUAAAGAUUGAGUGUACAGUGGCUAUAGUGUCUUAUUUCUCUAUAUUUAUUAAAACCAAUUUUUGUUUUUAAAGGACAAAUCUUCUUUCUCAAUAUGUCUGCCAUAUUCUCUCAUAAGACUCCUUUCUACUCCAACUUUUUUUUAUUUUUAAUAUCUGUUUCCGUGUCUCUCCUACCCUCUUUUGUUUGCCUUAAACAGCCUUGAACUAUGUGGGUUUGUGCAAAGACAGGCGGCUUGUAAAAUCACUGUUCUACAUGCCUGCACUGGCCAAUGUGAUAUUGGCAUUGUGGACACCAGGAUCUGGGUUUGGCUAGAUUGCCAGACUUUGAUGUGUGUAUGGUGUCCCUGGUGGUGUUUGCCAGUGACCGCAGGGUUGAAUGAGGCAGUGAUCACAACAUUCAUAACAUAAACGGCUUUUAUUGGUAAAUAACAAGUUCCCUUCACAACACCUGUCUGUCAGGGGCCUCUCCAGACAUGGAGUGCAUGGAAAUCAGAGCCCCAAAAUCCUCUUCUCCAACUUAGAACCCAGACAAACCAUACAUCCCAGGAUAACUCACCACCUCAGUUACCCACUGUCCAAAUAGCGCUCUGAUUCCACAUACGGUGUCCAAUAGCGACCCAGUUAACGUUCCGAAGCGAUGUAUAGUUCCAUGGGGCCAUAGUCUGUGGGAUGGAGACUGGCAUCUAAGUCUCUCUACGAGUCCCAAGUACGGAGGAAUCCAUUACAAGGAGAGGAGACUAUGGAGGCAGGAAGAGGAGAAUAUGGAACCAGAGAUAGAGGACUAUGGGUGCAUGGAGAGGGGACUUUUGUAGGAAAGGAGAGGGGACUACAAAGCCAGAGACAGAGAGAGAGGACUAUGGAGGCAGAAAGAGGGGACUAUGGAGGAAGGAAGAGGCAAGGAAAGGGGGCUAUAGAGGAUACUAUGGAGGCAGAAGAGGGGACUAUGGAGGCAAGGAGAGGGGACUAUGUAAACAGAGAGAGAGGACUAUGUAGUCAAGUAGAGGGGACUAUAGAGCCAGGGGACUAAGGUUCUGUCCUUGGCUCCCUACUGUUCUCAAUCUACACUGCCUCCCUUGGUAAACUCAUCAGCUCCUUUGGCUUCCAAUAUCAUUUCUAUGCUCCUGUGGCUUCCAAUACCAUUUCGAUGACAUGCAAACCUACCUGUCCUCUCCUGAUCUCUUUCCGCCCAUCUUGACUCGUGUCUCUGACUGCCUCUCUGCUAUUUCCAACUGGAUCGUUGCUCACUUCCUUAAACUCAACCUGUCCAAAACAAUACCUCUGGUCUUUCCUCCCUCAAGGGUUGCUACUCCUGUGUCUGUCUCCCUCUGUCAGGAUUAAAGUUGAUCCAGCACGUAGAAUUGUAUCACACCUAGGACUAAAGGUAACGUCUUACCGGGCCUUAGAAUGGCCGGACUUAACAUACCAAAGAAUAGUCAGAAUACUUGCCGAGGUCAGGGAUACAGAAAGAGACACAACGAUGAGGGAAAGCCAAAAGUCAGGGAUACCAGAAUACAGGGAAGUCAAACGAAGCCAAAGUCAUAUACCAGAAAUAAAUGCUCAGGAACCCACUCUCGGACAACCACUAAGGGAAACCAGGACUGGGCAAUGAGCAGAAGGAAUAGGUAAGCUUAAAUACCUCUCUUGUGGAUCCGAUUGGCUGUAACCGGCCUUUGACCCCAGAAUGUGUGUGUGCAUCCUUUAUGUGACGUCACGCACACGUCGAUGUCAUCCAUGCCGUGGGCAGACAUGGGGUUACAAAUUGGUGUAGAUCCGCAGCAUCCAGCAUCCAUCAACAUGCUGCAGGGGUCAGACAUAUUGACACAUGGCCCCUGAACGGUCCCACCCUACUUGCCGGCAAGGCAAUCACUAGCAAUGUCGCAAGGUGAGGAUGAAUAUGUUACACCCUCCAAGUCAACGGCGCUACCAUCACCGCUACCUCACAAGCUCACUGCCUUGAUGUUCUCUUUGACUCCACCCUUUUCUUUCAACCCUCAUGUCCAGUCGAUCACCAAAUCCUGCCGCAUCCAUCUCAAAAACAUUUAACCACAGAUGCGGCUAAGAUGUUGGUCCAUGCCAUUGUCCUCUGUACUGCAAUCCACUUCACAGUAGUCUUAUGUGUUAACAACUUGCCCUGUUACAGUCUGUAAUGAAUGCAGCUCACCUGUCCUCCUGCACAAUGCUGUGUGGAGCGUUGCCAUGGUAACACAUGGCAACGCUCCACACAGAUUGCUCGCGGGAGGACAGAGAGCUGCUUCACAGAUCUCUCCCCCUGCCUCCGGGUCCUCCCGACACGGAAGCAGACUAGAUGUCUGCCGUUUUGGGCAGGCAGGUGCCUACUCUGCAUUGUUACCAACAGCCAGCGGCCUCCACCCCCAGCGACCUAUGGCCGCGUGCCCACAGAGAGGGCACGGCAUGCCACCUGUGGCGCACGUGCCAUAGGUUCGCCAUCACUGCCCUAAAUUGUAGUGAAUUAGGGUGAACAACACACAAGAAGAUGGGUAUAGGAUGGUCUGGUAUGCCUAUUGCAACACCCAGAGGUGAGGGAGUCCGACUUGUAGCAAAAUGUCUCAAACUGGAUAUGUGCAGGAGUUUCACCAAAUGCUCCGCCUCAAAAUAGAAUAAAAGUAGCUUGGUAUGCUCCUAAAGUUAGGUGCAGUAAAAUCCAGGAGUCAAUUCACUUAAAAAGGCUUUUCUAUAUUAACAAAAUAAUUAGGAGAGAUACACAGAUAAUAUGUAUGGGGUGUAUAUCUUUAAAUCUGCUAUAAGCAGAAUCAAGUUAUUACACCAAAUAGUUCUACUUGAAAGUAUUACAGUAUACAUCUUGAAAUUUCAAGUAGAACUAUUUGGUGUGUAAUAACUUGAUUCUGCUUAAAGCAGAUUUAAAGAUAUACACCCCACACAUAUUAUCUGUGUAUCUCUCCUAAUUAUUUUGUUAAUAUAGAAAAGCCUUUUUAAGUGAAUUGACUCCUGGAUUUUACUGCACCUAACUUUAGGAGCAUACCAAGCUACUUUUAACACACAAGAAGAAUUUGGGAGUUGUUAUAGACAACAAAUUAGGCAGCAAUACGCAAUGUCAAUCUGCAGUGUCUAAGGCCAGUAAGGUUUUGUCAUGUAUAAAUAGGGGCAUACAUUCUUGGGAUGAAAAUAUAAUUUUGCCUCUUUAUAAAUCGCUGGUAAGACCGCACCUUGAAUAUCCUCUGCAAUUUUAGGCACCUGUUCUAAAGAAGGAUAUCAUGGCAUCUAAAAAAGUGCAAAGACGAGCUACAAAUUUUUUAAAAGGAAUGGAGCAUUUUAGUUACGAAGAAAGGUUAAAAAAUUUAAAUCUCUUUAGUUUGUAAAAACGGCGCCUGAGAGGGGAUAUGAUAACAUUAUACAAAUAUAUUCGGGGCCAGUACAAACCUUUAUCUGGAAAUCUAUUCAUAUACAGGGUUAUACAUAGGACACAAGGUCAUGCAUUUGGGCUAGACGAAAGGAGAGUUCAUCUAAGGCAAAGAUUUUUUUUGUUUUUUUUACAGUAAGAGCAAUAAGGAUAUGGUAUUCUCUGCCUGAAGAGGUGGUUUUGUCAGAGUCCAUUCGAUGUUUAAACUGCAAUUGGAUAAAUACUUACAAAAACAUAACAUACAGGAAUAUCAUUUCUAAUUAGUGGGGUAAUAGCUGCUUGAUCCAAUUAGACAUCUGACUGCUAUUUUGGGGUCAAGAAGGAAUUGUUUCCUAGUUUGUUGCAAAAUUGGAAGUGCUUCAGACUGGGUUUUUUGCCUUUUUUUGGAUCAACAUCAAAAACAUAUGUGAGGAAGGUUGAACUUGAUGGACACAAGUCUCUUUUCAGCUAUGUAACUAUGUAAUAUCUGUGUGUAACUAUGUGUCAUUGUGUGUGUCUGUGUGUCUGCAUGUGUAUUGGUGUGUCAGUGUGUGUAUCUUUGUGUGUCUGUGAAUAAGUAUGUGCGGAAUUGUAUACAUUAUAUACAAAUGCCUACAUUCCUUCCUUCAAACACCAACAUUCACACACAUACGCCAUACAAAAACAUGCUUACAUUCAAACACAAAUAGUGUGUAUGUGUAUAAAUAUAUAUAUACACAUACAAACACACACACACACACACACUGCAUCCAUUACACAUGUACUAAUACACACCAUGUCCACUUUACACACGUUGCAUCCAAUACACAAACACACCCUGUGUCCACUUUACACACACUGCAGACUUGGAGGCAGACCGUUUGGGAGGGCUGGGAGGCUGGCCUUGUGGGCAGGUUUGGAGGCGGGCCCCCAGGGGCCCAGACUUGGGCUGUGUUAGGGGCCCCAAAAUCUCUGGUGGCGGCCUUGUCCCUAAUACACAAAUAUGUCCUAUCUAGGCUCCAACACUCUGCCAAAGAUCUAUAUCUAGCCUCUGUCCAUACUCCUACCUCUGAUGCUCACCUUAAAGACUUCUCUAGGGCUGCACCGUUCCUAUGGAAUUCCCUUCCCCUCUCUGUUAGAUGCUCACCCAAUCUCCACUCCUUCAUAAAAUCAUUGAAAGCUCACCUUUUUAGGAAAGUGUAUCAAUUAAACGGUUAAACGGUUAACAGCUUUCCCUCCUUGCACCCUGAGCGAAUACUAUUCUAACAACCUACUUUUCCACCCUACCCUUACCUUGUAUCACUAUACCCCACUCCCUCUAACAUGUACUCUCAGGGCCCUCAACCCCUUUGUUUCUGUGUGUCCAACUCAUCUGAUUUUAAAUAAGUGUCUGUUAGUACACCCAUUGUAAUUGUACAUCGCUGCUAAAUUUGUUGUCGCUUUAUAAAUAAUAAUAAGGAUACAUGGAGAGGGGACUGUAGAGCCAGGGAUAGGAAACUAUGAAGGCAAUGUUUUUUUUUUUAUUAAUAUCAUAGAUUGUGGUUUUUUUUUUCUAGGUUUGUCACACGCCAUUCAUCAAUGGAAGUUUCUUUGAAAAUGACGGCCUUCCUCUGUGUGAAACGCAUUAUCACUCCUGCCGAGGCUCGCUGUGUGCAGGAUGUGACCAGCCAAUAACAGGUCGUUGUGUAACUGCAAUGGGCAAGAAGUUUCACCCUCAGCACCUUAACUGCACCUUCUGUCUCCGACAGCUGAACAAAGGGACCUUCCGGGAGCAUGACAGCAAGCCAUACUGCCAAGCUUGCUAUGCUCGACUUUAUGGGUAGAAAUGUGAUUUUGCAGUGUGGUACCGGAGUCCUAAUGAAAUGGAGCCUCUGCUUGCCAGUCAGUAUGUGAAGAUGCUGAGACUGGUAGAACGGUCAUCUAACAUCAUGAAUGGCAUGUGGACCGUGGCUAUAUCACGAGAUAAUGUUAGAACCAAUACCUUCCUGAUAUGGGAAUUAGCUUGCAACUUAGCAGUCUGCUGGCUUUUAGGAUGGACCAGAAGGGCCAUGUGAACAAAGGGUGAUUUAGCGCCAAGGUCCUAUAAUUGGAACAAUCAACGUGACAGAAUGUUCCUUAGGCUUCCAUGCUGAUUGUUCCAAUUUAAAAGUUUUUUCCCUUCAUAAAUACAGCCAUAAUGUUUAUGAGACUUUCAUGCUUUGGUAACAUUCUAAGGAAUAAAAACAGGGACAGCUUUUAUUUACAUGGAAAUGUGGGUUAUUUGAUGUAGAUAGGCAGCUCCGUGUCUUUAUAUGACCAAUUGCUCUGCAGUCUAUAUGCUGACUGUGUUACAAUACAGCACAAUGCCCUGUGGGUAAACACACUAUCUGUCAGAUUGUAAGGGGAUCCAGUAAACUCUCUGUGUGACAGUACAGCACAAUGCCCUGUAGGGGGAGCCAGCACAUGCUCUAUCGGACUGCAGGGCACAAUUCCUGGUAGGGGAAUCUGGUUUUAUCUCUGUCACAGUAUGAUACAAUGCUCUCAACUACCACUGGAAAAUCUAGGAUAUGCUCUGUACAAUAUGUGAUCUCUAGGCAAAGCUUGCACAUGCUCUGUGUGACUAUAAGCCAAGCAAUCUGCAGAAGGAGCCGGUAGUGACUGAAUGGACAGUGGUCUAUAUAGGGAGCUGAUAGAAGCCAGCGUGGUCAGUGAUCUGUAUGGGGUUCCAGUGUAUGCCUUUGUGACUAUUUGGUCAAUUGUCUGUACGUAUUGCUGGUACAUGACUAUGUGACUGUAUUGUCAGUGGUUUGUAGGGGGAGCUGGUACAUGUCUGUGUGGCUGUGUGGUCAGUGGUAGAUGCCUGUGUGGGUGUAUUGUUAGUGGUCUGUAGAGGGAGCCAGUACAUGCCUAUGGGGCUGUGUGAUCAGUGAUCUCUAUAGGGAGCCUGUAAAUGACUGUGUGACUAUAUUGUAAGAGGUCUGUAGGGAGAGCCGGUAUAUGCCUUUGUGGCUGUAUUGUCAGUGGUCUGUAGGGGGAGCCAUUAGAUGACUGUGUGGCUGUGUAAUGAGUGAUCUCUUUAGGGAGCCGGUAAGUGACUGUGUGGUUAUAGUAAACAGCAAAUUUUUUAAUGUUUGUUUAAAAAAAUAUAUGCUCAUUAACAUUUCCCAUGUCCCUCACAAUGAAUAAAAUAAAUGGUACACAUCUUCUGUGUUUCUAUAUAUUCUUUAGACAUUAAGGACAUUCUUCAAUGGAAGCGAAUUAGGGAUAACAGCACACGAAAAG
Molecule: messenger RNA, 19419 nt
Organism: Pelobates cultripes (western spadefoot toad)
Lineage: Eukaryota; Metazoa; Chordata; Amphibia; Anura; Pelobatidae
Source: the annotation of a GenBank genome assembly